Messenger RNA from Giardia duodenalis, 807 nucleotides. RefSeq names its product Nif3-related protein. NCBI's taxonomy places the organism in Eukaryota, Fornicata, Diplomonadida, Hexamitidae. The record is from RefSeq and is a predicted model, not a curated record. Gene Ontology annotation, cellular component: cytoplasm. Bases 1 to 807 code for a protein of 268 amino acids. The transcript has a single exon.
AUGUCAGUUUCCAGAGACCAGUUGUUGCAGUUUCUGUCGGAGGUGUAUGAAGAGCAGCCAGAUGGUCAGUACAACGGACUCCAGGUAGAAGGAAGAAAGGAAAUUAGGACCUUGGUGACAGGUGUGUCCCUCUGUGGUGACCUUAUCGCAGAAGCUGUCCAUAGAAACGCUGAUGCAAUACUUGUGCAUCAUGGGUUCUUUGGGAAAUCAUUCCUUCGAGUAACCGAUUCGAUAAAGAAGCGGUUGACUCCUCUCCUCAAACAUGACAUAAACCUAUUUGCAUAUCACCUCCCGAUGGAUGCUCAUCCUAUUAUUGGACACAAUGCCCAGCUCUGUAAGGCUGCGGGGCUUCUGCUGGAGAAGUUUUACUCGUGCGGCUGCUACUGUGAAAAUCCCGGCAAUCUGUCUGGAUUGGAGAUAAUACGAAGGUUGAGCGAGUUUUGUGAUAGGAGGGCCUACGAGGUGGAUACACGCACUCCUCAACAAAAUGAUCUUUGUUCGUCGACGUUUUACGGUACAAGAGUUUGGCCGUUUAAUUCUUCCUUUGCAAUUAAUAGCCCACCAAAGCGCGUCUAUAUUUGUUCUGGAGGCUCUUCAGGCCUGAUUGACGAGAUAGAAGACGUGGAUUUAUUUAUAUUUGGAGAGCCCAAGGAGAGCGCUAUCUCUACUGCGCGGGACCGGGGGAUUAGCAUGGCAGCGCUGGGCCAUUGGAGAUCGGAACAGCCAGGCCUAUGGGCUAUCGGGGACCUCAUUUCUAAGCAGCUUUCUAUAACAGUAGAGCAUGUCUCUAUAGUGUGUGAUGUUUAG